ACUUAUUCUUUGUCCCCUCUCUUGCACUAUAUAUACUUGUUGCAUCCUCCAAGAUUCAUAGCACAAUACACCUACAAUACCUUUCUGUUUUUGGCUUUGACUUUCAUCUUUUUAAGCUAAAGAAAUGGCUCAAGCAUGCGCCCAGAAACAAGAAGUCGUCAAGUACGGCCCUUAUGGAAAUCAAUGUGUGAGUGAAAACUUCUCGAUGAAAGUUGAAGGGUGUAAGUUCAUAAAAGAAGUCAUUGUGAGGCAUGGAUAUAUUGUUGAUGCAAUUGGGUUCGUUGUAGCCGAUCCAUGUGGUUCCGAAACCAACAUGUUUGGUGGCGAUGGUGGAAAUGAAUCAAAGAUUGUGCUCAAGUGCGGUGAAUUCAUAACACAAAUUAGUGGAACGUCGGGCGAGUAUGCCUACGCUAACAACACCCGUCUUAUAUCAACAAUCAAGAUACACACUAAUUUAUGUCCCGGUGGAUAUGGACCAUUUGGAACUGGGCAAGCAACCAAAAAUGUUCAAUCAUUUGCAUCUCCAAUGCCAUUAGACGGUCGCAUUGUUGGGUUCUUUGGAAAUGCUCAAGGAUACCUCCUUUCUCUUGGUAUCUAUGCUGAAAAGGUAAUAUUUAUUCAUUCUCCUCAUCAUAACAUAGCCUAUUUUAUGAUCAAUCAAAUAUAUUUCAAAUCUAUACAAGAAAAUAUUUUUAGCGUAGUUUAUUUAGAGUUUAAAGAAGUGUUCAAAAUGAUCGAUAAUAUAAAUCAUAAUAUUACAAUGUAUUUAAACUGUAAAAGAAAUACACAAAAUAUCAUUUCCUUCGUUUUUUUUGUUUUUCACGUUUAUUUUUGCAAAUUUUUAAAAUAAUUUUUUAGUCUCUAUAAAUAUGUAUCAAAAAAUUAUAAAAAAUUAUAAUUAACAAGUAUAUGUUAAGACGAAUCUACCCACCGCGAUCUCACAUGAAUAUAUUUAUCUUCUAUAUAUGUCCCAAAAACCUUAAUCAAAAUUCAUUUCCUUAAAAUGAAAUAUUCUAGAUAAGAAGAACAUUAGAAAACAGAAAGAAUAUAUAGAAUAAAAGUCAUACCUAUAACAACGAUUACAUGUAAUCAAUAUAUCAUUCAAGACUGAUGUUGAUUGGUUCGUUGAUCUUAUUUAUCUCUAUCAAUUACUAUACUCGAUGUAAUAUUCAACUAAUAUUUUUAUUUCAGCCCCUACUCAAGCAGGGAUGUUAAGAACACACGUCCUUAGCGUAGUUGGAGCUUAUGACUGUCAUGGGCCGUGUGCAACAAUAGAUGGUCAAGUAGGCUCAUGUUUAUGUCUUGCUAAUAAAAGGUUUCCAGCAUAGCCAUGGAACUGUGUUAUGUAUUAUGUUUCAUGUUUGAGUGUCGUUAUGACUUUAUCUUUUAUUUUCGUAUGUUUUUGUUUAAUACUAAGCCACAUUUGCUUAGUGGCCAUGUAUGAUCUGAUAUAUUGUAUGUGAUUGUAAUCAAUUUUAGCCUUCCUAAUUAGUCAAAUUCCCAUAA
Molecule: messenger RNA, 1506 nt
Organism: Amaranthus tricolor (Joseph's coat)
Lineage: Eukaryota; Viridiplantae; Streptophyta; Magnoliopsida; Caryophyllales; Amaranthaceae
Product: horcolin-like
Exons: 3
Coding region: 125-850 (241 amino acids)
Source: RefSeq, a predicted model, not a curated record